UCACGGCGGAAAAGAAAAUAUAUUGUCAUAAAUCACUACUCUGACUCACAAUCAGGAUCAGUAUCAAAGUCGGUGUCAUUAUCGUAAAAGAAACCAUCCGUGUCAUGGAACUCCUCCACCCUCACGAGCUGCCUCAACUGGCUCAUCUCCGCAUCAUCACACUCUAAGGGGUGAAAACAUGAUUUUGGCAGACGCACGGCCUCGAGAGGGUAUCCAGCAGAUGCUCGUGCUCGAACGAUAUCGAUUAACGGACCAACGCCAGAUUUUCUGCCGCAAGAAAUAGUGCGCAUACGCUGGCAUGGGUAUCCUGUGAGUAUCUGGUCCGAGCUCAGGUCGGAAUCGGUGACUUGAAGCUGUUUGUUGGAUCCUGGCAAGAUGUUAUUACUCGAAAAUGAUAGCGCUGGAGUAUACGCUCGCGCGUGAAUAGCUUCCCCCCUCAAUCUCCGCUGAGACUGAGGUAUCAGAAAAGAACCAAGAUCGUCCGUCACCUCAAGCUCAAUAUUUUCAAGCAUCGGAAAAUGAACCAAAGAUUCUGGUCUCAGCUGAUUAAGGUAUAUCACGAAAUACAGACGGAGAGUUUUGAGAACAGGGUACCAUGGUUUGUGUGACAGCUGCCCAAAGAUCUUGUCGAGAGAGAAGCCAGUGGUGUAGCAGAGUUCUAGAUAUUCCAGAGAAGGCGCCAUGAGCGAAAGGAGUAGUAGCGUCGAUUGUCUAUCGGCGCAGUUAACGCCCAAGAAGCGCAGCGAAGGUGCUGUGACAAUACUCUUCGGACCCACCGCAUCAAAGGAAGGCGAUUUUCCACGAAUGACGAGCUUCUCCAGGGCAGGGCAGUUUGCAAUGACAUCUUGAAACUCGCUCCAGCUGAGUCCCCUACUAUCUAAAUCAACCAAAAAGUCGAGACUGACGAGGCCAGAAAGCGGAGAACAGCACUUUAGGCAAAUGUGCUUGAGCUUGAGGGAGCGCAGGGAAGGCGUAUGUUUGGGAAGGCAAUAUUUGUGGUCAGAUCUAUGCGGCGUUUGAGGAGCUGCGGACUGUUCCAAGGUUAUGUGCCUGAGGAAUGGAGCAGAUAUGUUUUCGAAUUGCGGAAUGAAUCGAUCGUCGAGCUCAAGCGACUUCAACACCAAACAUCGCCAUCGAUUUGCGUGGGGAAUAAAUGUGUCGAUCAGUUGUUGUGUGCUCCAGGUAGAAGCCCUAUGCGAGUGAUUUACGAUGAAAUCGAUCGACAGCGGCUCAGAUCUCUCCAAGCAGAGCUGGGGAAAGGAAAGGCUAUAUUCGGGGGUGAUGCAGAUCGUGCGCCAGAGAAAUGGAAGAUCCCUUGCUACUUCACGCCAGCGGCGACAGAUGCACGCUACCAGAAGGGAGAAAGGGGGGAGCGUUCGAGGGGAUUUCUCCGUGUUACCAAUAGUAAAGAUCGCUGCGAGAAGCUCGUUAGGAAGAUCUUGGAUAUGGAACCUCCAUGGUGGUUCCCCGACACCCUCUUCCACAGCCAGAAGAUCAAGAAUGUUAUCUGCUAACGACGACUCUGAGACAGAGCUUUCUGACCCAGAAUUCCUGUAGCGAAUAGGCAAUUGUGAGCUGGUAACAACGGCCAUAAAAUUUGUGUGUUGUACCUUGUGGGAGACAUGUACUGCUCAAGGACUGUAAGAUAAGAUGGAGUAGUGUGUUUAUAUAAACUCACUGUUCUGGAU
Serpula lacrymans var. lacrymans S7.9 is the source of this 1688-nucleotide messenger RNA. RefSeq lists its product as uncharacterized. Lineage: Eukaryota; Fungi; Basidiomycota; Agaricomycetes; Boletales; Serpulaceae. Bases 975 to 1514 code for a protein of 179 amino acids. The record is from RefSeq and is a predicted model, not a curated record. The transcript has a single exon.